Humulus lupulus (European hop) is the source of this 1620-nucleotide messenger RNA. Its product is annotated as mitochondrial adenine nucleotide transporter ADNT1-like. The record is from RefSeq and is a predicted model, not a curated record. Lineage: Eukaryota; Viridiplantae; Streptophyta; Magnoliopsida; Rosales; Cannabaceae. Gene Ontology annotation, biological process: transmembrane transport. The transcript has 8 exons. The coding region runs from base 185 to 1258 and encodes 357 amino acids.
UUCAUUUAUUAUUUUUAUUAUUUUCGUUCAAACCAAUAAAACGGCUCCGUACGUCCGGUUAUAUGGGAGCGUACAUUCUCCGAUAAUCCGUCGAAAAAUCCGCCGAUCGCCGGCGGAAUCUACUCGGUGGUGCGGGUUCCGGCGACGUUAUUCACUUCUAAAUAGUGUUAUUUAGGUUUCUGAUAUGGCGUCGGAAGACGCGGCGAGAAAGACGACGAGUGAGUCUGCCGUCUCCACGAUCGUCAACCUGGCCGAGGAGGCAAAGCUCGCUAGCGAGGGAGUCAAGGCUCCUAGCCAUGCUUUCGUUACCGUUGGCAAGUCCCUCAUCGCCGGAGGUGUCGCUGGUGGAGUGUCACGCACUGCUGUUGCUCCAUUGGAAAGAUUAAAAAUUUUGCUCCAGGUACAAAAUCCUCACAGUAUCAAAUACAAUGGAACAGUUCAGGGCUUGAAGUAUAUAUGGAACACUGAAGGACUCAGAGGAUUGUUUAAGGGCAACGGUACUAAUUGUGCUCGCAUUGUUCCAAACUCCGCUGUCAAAUUCUAUAGUUACGAGCAGGCAUCUAAGGGCAUUCUAUGGUUUUACCGGCAGCAAACUGGAGAUGAAGAGGCUCAAUUGACACCUCUUUUACGGCUUGGAGCUGGAGCAUGUGCUGGAAUUAUAGCCAUGUCAGCAACUUAUCCAAUGGAUAUGGUACGAGGUCGACUGACUGUCCAGACGGAAAAAUCUCCUCACCAAUACAGAGGAAUCUUCCAUGCUCUUUCAACAGUUCUUCGGGAAGAAGGUUUUCGGGCUUUAUAUAGGGGCUGGCUACCUUCUGUCAUAGGAGUUGUACCAUAUGUUGGUCUCAACUUUGCUGUCUAUGAAUCUUUAAAAGACUAUCUGGUCAAAAAUAAACCUUUUGGAUUAGUUAAUGACUCUGAGCUGAGUGUGACAACAAGACUUGCAUGUGGGGCCGCAGCUGGAACCGUUGGCCAGACAGUUGCUUACCCUCUUGAUGUUAUUCGGCGAAGAAUGCAGAUGGUGGGCUGGAAAGAUGCUGCUUCAAUUGUGACUGGUGAUGGGAAAGGCAAGGCCGGACUUGAAUACACUGGGAUGGUUGAUGCAUUCAGGAAAACAGUUCGGCAUGAGGGAUUUGGAGCUCUGUACAAGGGCUUGGUGCCCAAUUCCGUGAAGGUGGUCCCAUCUAUAGCAAUUGCAUUCGUGACUUAUGAGGUGGUUAAGGACAUUCUUGGAGUUGAGAUGAGGAUAUCUGACUGAAUCAAGAAAACUAUCAAUCUAUUUUGAGAAGGUAAAUUGGUGGAUUCUUUUUACCAUGAAUGUAGAAGCCAAAUUUGAAAAAAGCUCUUAGAGCCCAUUUUAACCCUUCCUUUGUGAAAAGCCGAUCUAGUUUUUUUAGGUUGUUAUAUUCUUGUGCUUUUGCAUCGUGGAAGGAAAUAAGAAGUUAUGCUUCAGAGAAUCAUUCACUAUGAGGUGCCUUUCUGAUGGCUUUGUAGAAAAUGUAAGAGAAUUACUAUCGCACUCUCAGUAGAUGCCCUAUUCGAUCUUUUAAAAUACUUCACCAAAACACUAAUUUUUAUAUUUCAACUCAAAUAUUUACAUUACAUCAUACAAUUUCUCUA